ACAGGGGAGUUUAUUUGCUUCUGUCUAGAGACAACAUGUCAAACUCAGCUGGUUUGAUUGCUUUGUAAAUGCUUAUUUAAGUCAUUGUCAAAUUGUUGUAGUUGUGUUUCUAUAAUGUGUUUUUAUCCUCUCUCCAUAAAGGUCUGUGAAGGAAGGGGAGGAUGCUGUCACCAUGACGACCCCAGUGUUGGUUUGACCUGAGUCCAGGUGUUUGGUUGGGAUGCUUCGACUCAGAGGAGCGACGCUCUGCCUCCGCAGGCUCCUCACCGGAGGAGCCGUGGACAGACACCAGGUCCUGGAGCAGCUGCGAGGCUGCUCCGCCGAGGACCAAGUGUUCGAUGUGGUGGGGAAGAACAAGGCCAAGCUCACAGUGGAUCACGUGAGCUGCGCUGUGGGGAUGCUGUGGCAGUUCCAGAAAGAGAAGCCUCAGCUGCUGAGGACUGUGGCGCUCACCAAGGCUCACCCAGAGUUCCUGACCCUCCGGGUCCUGGCUGAGAACAAAAUUGCUCUUAUGGACGAUCUGGUGUUGGUCGACGUGCUUUACGCUUUCCUCAGGCUGAAUGUGGAGGAACACGACUCUCUCAUUCAGCAGCUGGUUUCAGAAGCAUGGCUACGCUUAGAAAGAUUGCCAAUGGCAUCUCUGUCCAAGUUUGCUGUUUGUUUAAGUGAUCAGCACCUGCAACACAGCCCGCUAAUGGGCAAGAUCACCAACAUCAUGGCUCAGAAGUUAUCGUCUAUUGAUGACCCCAGGGUCUUGACUGCUCUGAUGACCAGCGUGUCCUCCAUGGUGUCUCCCCGGCUGCGAGACGCUCUCAUCAGCAGAGCAGAUCAUCUCCUGCUCACCAUGGGUCCCUCGAACUACAACAGCCCCCGCAGGAUGCUGCAGUUUCUGCGCAGCAUCAAGUACAUUCACAGACCUCUGCUGGAGAAGUGCCACGCGAUCCUCCUGCAUAACAUUCCCCGACUGGAUGCUGAGAAUAUCAGCCUCAUCCUGGGGCUGUAUCAAUCCCUGCAGUUCAAUAACUGUGACUUCAGGCUGGCCGCCAAGCGGAGGCUGAUUGAGCUCGUUGAUUCCUGCACGGAUCCUUAUUCAUUCACCAAACUGUUUGUGUCUCUGGCUCCCAUGGCCAGUCCGGAGAUCAGACAAGGGUUGGAGAAUACGGCCCUGCUGCUGGCGGAUGAGCUCAACGCGCAGCAGGCAGUGGCCAUAGCAGAGACUCUGGAGGAGAUUCAGAGCAGGAAUCUCAGCUUACUGAAUAAAGUUGCUUCCGUGAUCCAAAGAAACCUCUCUGUCUACAAGUCAAUGGAAGUGUCCCGAAUCGCUCAAGCCCUUCUGAUGUCUCAGUAUCAAAACCCCGAACUCUUCAACAAGCUCCGGGACAUUUUGAUCCAGUUUCUGCAGAAGAGCUUCCUCCCGUAUGAAGUGACCAUGCUGACCCGCGUGCUGUCGCUGCUGCCCAGCCCGCGGCUCGACGACGGCGUGGUCUCGCGGAUCGACGCCGUGGUGUCGCAGUGCAACCUGGGCGAGCUCAACACCAUCGCCUUCGCCGUCGCCAAGUGGGUGCGCAACGACACCUCGUACCGCCACAGCACCCCCAGCAAGUACGUCCGCCUGCUGCAGACGCUGACCCGCUGCGGCCAGGAGAGGCUGCGCACGGCGGACCAGCUGGACCUGCUGGUGGACGACAUCAAGUACAUCUCGGGCGAGUGGUUCGAGGAGAUGCUGCUGGAGGAGACGAUGGUGGCGCUGCAGAGGAUGGCACCCCAGCUGAACUGGACCAACGUGCCUGAUCUGGCCUUCUUCCUGACCAGGAUGAACUACCUGUGUCCUCCUCUGAUGGACCAUAUUGCCAAUGUGGCCAUUGAACAAACUGACAAGAUCCACUACUCAGAAACAUAUGCCACCCUGUUGCCCUUUUCUGUCCUGAACUAUGACCCCGUCAGGGCAGACGAGCUGUACGACGCUUGUAUAAAGUGCCUCACUCCUCAUAUCAGCUCCUUUGAUCCACAUCUGCUUGUCAUGUUGGCGUACUCCUUGGCUGUGGCCGACCGUUUUCCGGAAGAACUCGCCAGAGAGAUAUUCAGCAUCGACUUUCUAGGAAAACUGGAUUCCCAACUAGAAACUCUGCCUGAGGCCCUCAACAUGCGGACGCGACUGCGCCUCAUGCAGCUCAACCGAGCCGUGUGUCUGGAGUGUCCCGAGUUCCAGGUCCCCUGGUUUCAUGAGCGCUACUGCCAGCAGCUACAGAGGAGAGGGAACGGCCAGGUCACUCCUGUGCAACAGCAAAUCCACAAAAUGCUGGGUGAAGUUCUUGGUGGGAUCAAUUGUGUUCAAGUAGCAGUCGUCACACCGUAUUUUUACACCGUAGACUUUGAGUGCAAACUGGACAGACACCUGCAGCCGCUCUCCUACAGCGAGUCCAACACGCUGCAGAUGCUGGACAGAGGGAAGGCAGGCUGGGAUGUGAGCUCACCCGAAGGCGUCAGGGAUGAGCUGCCACCCGGCGCUCAGCGUGUUGCUGUAGAUUUCCUUGAUUCAAAAUCCUUCUGCAAAAAUUCUCACCACGUGAAAGGUGAAGUGCUGAUGAGGAAGAGACACCUGGAGAUUUUAGGAUACCGUGUAGUUCAGAUCCCUCAUUUUGAGUGGAACUCAAUGGAGCUGUCGACACAUGAUGCCUGGAAGGAUUACCUGAAGAAGAAAAUAUUAGGAUGAAAGACUGUAAAACAUAUCUGUUACAUCCAGCACUCGAGAGACUUGGGUUCUGAAGAAAGGACUUAAGAAAAGGGACUGAACAGAGCUGGAAGAAUGUGAAUCGCUUUUUAUCGAUCUUCUGUCGUUGGCAUAAAUCUACCUCGACUAUCUGAAGUGAGAGUGUAUAUUAUGUACUUUUUAAUAAAUUAUGUU
Salarias fasciatus (jewelled blenny) is the source of this 2905-nucleotide messenger RNA. It is a transcript of the gene fastkd1, whose product is annotated as FAST kinase domains 1. The record is from RefSeq and is a predicted model, not a curated record. The transcript has 14 exons. Lineage: Eukaryota; Metazoa; Chordata; Actinopteri; Blenniiformes; Blenniidae. Bases 221 to 2713 code for a protein of 830 amino acids. Gene Ontology annotation, molecular function: RNA binding. Gene Ontology annotation, biological process: mitochondrial RNA processing; regulation of mitochondrial mRNA stability. Gene Ontology annotation, cellular component: ribonucleoprotein granule; mitochondrial matrix.